Molecule: messenger RNA, 2131 nt
Organism: Neomonachus schauinslandi (Hawaiian monk seal)
Lineage: Eukaryota; Metazoa; Chordata; Mammalia; Carnivora; Phocidae
Gene: CIAO3
Product: cytosolic iron-sulfur assembly component 3
Exons: 11
Coding region: 7-1446 (479 amino acids)
Biological process (GO): iron-sulfur cluster assembly
Cellular component (GO): cytosolic [4Fe-4S] assembly targeting complex
Molecular function (GO): 4 iron, 4 sulfur cluster binding
Source: RefSeq, a predicted model, not a curated record
GGCAGUAUGGCAGCCAUGGCGUCGCCCUUCAGCGGGGCGCUGCAGCUGACGGACCUGGAUGACUUCAUCGGGCCGUCUCAGGACUGCAUCAAGCCCAUGAAGGUGGAUAAGAGGCCAGGAAGUGGCGUGGCCAAGAUCCACAUCGAAGAUGAUGGGAGUUACUUCCAGGUCAGUCAGGAUGGAGGGACUCAGAAGCUGGAGAAGGCCAAGAUCUCGCUGGAUGACUGCCUGGCAUGCAGUGGCUGUGUCACCUCAGCGGAGACUGUGCUCAUCACUCAGCAAAGCCACGAGGAGCUGCGGAAAGUUCUAGAUGCCAAUAAGACGGCGGCCCCCGGUCAGCAGAGGCUGGUUGUGGUUUCUGUCUCACCCCAAUCCAGAGCGUCACUGGCCGCAAGAUUUCAGCUGACCCCUACAGACACUGCCAAGAAGCUGACUGCAUUCUUUAAGAAACUCGGGGUGCACUAUGUGUUCGAUACCGCCUUCUCGAGGAACUUCAGUCUCCUUGAGAGCCAGCGAGAAUUUGUGCAGCGGUUCCGAGGACAGGCCAACUCCACGCAGGCCUUGCCUAUGUUCACGUCCGCCUGCCCAGGCUGGAUUUGCUAUGCUGAGAAGACGCACGGGAGCUUCCUCAUCCCUUACCUCAGCACUGCCCGGUCCCCACAGCAGGUCAUGGGCUCCCUGGUCAAGGACUUCUUUGCCCAGCAGCAGCAUUUGACCCCCGACAGGAUCUACCAUGUGACAGUGAUGCCCUGCUAUGACAAAAAGCUGGAAGCUUCCAGACCAGACUUCUUCAGCCAGGAGCACCAGACUCGUGACGUGGAUUGCGUUGUCACCACAGGGGAAGUCUUCAAGUUGCUCGAGGAAGAAGGGGUCUCCCUCUCGCAACUGGAGCCAGCCCCCCUGGACAGUCUGUGCAGCAGCGCGUCUGCCCAAGAGCCCACCAGCCAUCGGGGCGGGGGUUCUGGGGGCUACCUGGAGCACGUGUUCCAGCAUGCAGCCCGGGAGCUCUUUGGAAUCCACGUGGAUGAGGUCACCUAUAGACCCCUGAGGAACAAGGACUUCCAGGAGGUGACCCUGGAGAAGGAGGGCCGCGUCCUGCUGCACUUUGCCGCAGCCUACGGUUUCCGCAACAUCCAGAACCUGGUGCAGAAGCUCAAGCGAGGGCGCUGCCCGUACCAUUACGUGGAGGUCAUGGCCUGCCCCGCAGGCUGUCUGAACGGCGGAGGCCAGCUCAAGGCCCUCGACACGCCCAGCAAGGCGCUUCUCCAGCACGUGGAGAUACUGUACGGCAUGGUCAGGACCGAGGCGCCGGAGGAGGUGCCUGGCGUCCAGGAACUAUACAGGUGCUGGCUGCAGGGCGAGGGCUCAGAGCGGGCUGGCCACCUGCUGCACACGAGCUACCAUGCGGUGGAGAAGGCCAGCUCCGGCCUCAGCAUCAGGUGGUAGGAGGCCUCCUCGCAGGGCUGCUGGGCCCAGCACAGCACGAAGCUCAUGUCCUGAGACCCCAGGGAUCGCCCCCAAACCACUGACUGCGCUAACCCACACAGAAACGGGACUCAGGACCCACAGUCAGGCAAGGUGACCUCCAGCCUGCCCUCACCCAGACUCCCGAGGGCAGGGGGCCGGAGGUCCCACAAGGUCCCAGAACCUCCCCAUGGGCCCAGGUCUGCGAGCAGUGUCCUUGCUGCUCCUGCCUGGAGACCCAGGUGAGGCCCAGUCCCGUGGGCAGCUUAAGGCAGAGCGAAAGUGGGACUCCUCAUCCCCAUUUCUGGAGUCACCCCUGAAGCUGGGUCUGCCAGGCUGGGGGCAACCCACCUGCCCUGGACAGCAGAGAACGCUGGCCGGAGAGGGGCACCCAGCCCACUGAGCCCCAUGCUGGGGAUGGCGUACCUGCCCCACCUGGAACUGGGCGUUGAGGACGCUGUGGCCUCGGACCUGACAACACGCAUUUCUGGGCAGAGUUCCAGGCGAGAAGCAGGCUCUGUUAGAGAGACCCUGUGAGAUGAGGCACUAAGUCCAUCUCCACAGCUGGGUUACGGGGGUGGGGGAGAGGCAGAUCGGGGUAAGCCUGCCAGGCCUGUUGUCACAGAGCUCCCAAUCUAAUAAAGGGAUCUCUCUGAAAACGGCUCCG